CAAAUAUAAAGGGGACCGCAUCGUGUCGGGUGGUUGAAAUUCUGAAAAGGACCCUGGGCUGCUCCUGUUCUUUUUUCUCUCUCCUUCGUCCGAUCCUCCCUUCCCACAAACCACUCCUCGACCCUUCCAAUCAUCACCACCACCCAUCUCCUCCUCCCACAAGUCACGAUGCCUCUCCCCACUGGCGUCUACCGUGCCGACCAUGUCGGCUCGUUCCUGCGGCCCGCCGAGGUUCUCGAGGCCCGCGACCAGCAGGCUGCCGGCACCAUCACCGCCGCCCAGCUGCGCGAGGUCGAGGACAAGCACAUUGCCCAGGCCGUCCAGGAGCAGAUUGCCGCCGGCCUGCGGUCCAUUACGGACGGCGAGUUCCGGCGCGAGUGGUUCCACGUCGACUUCCUGCGGCACCUGGGCGGCAUCGAGCUCCGGGGCGCCAUGACCUCGACCAACGUGAGCGUCGGCGGCACCAUGCCCCCGCGGCUCGUCGUCGUCGACAAGAUCAGCCACGACAAGCCCAUCCAGGUCGACGACUUCCGCUUCCUCGAGUCCCAGAUCGCCGCCAACCCGGCCUCUGCCGACAAGAAGAUCACGACAAAGGUCUGCAUCCCGUCGCCGACCAUGAUCCACUUCCGCAACUCGCGCGAGACCAUCAGCGCCGACGCCUACCCGACCCUGGAGCCCGCCUUCUUCAACGACGUGGCCCGCGUCUACCAGGAGGAGAUUGCGGACCUCUACGCCGCCGGGUGCCGCUUCGUCCAGCUCGACGACACCAACCUCGCAUACCUCUGCGACCCCAAGAUGCGCGCCGAGGCCGAGCAGCGCCACAACGGCGACGCCGACUCCCUCACCCGCCAGUACGCCAGCCUCAUCAACGCCGCCCUCAGCAAGAAGCCCGCCGACAUGACCAUCGGCAUCCACCUCUGCCGCGGCAACCACCGCUCCCAGUGGUUCGCCCAGGGCGGCUACGAGCCCGUCGCCGAGGUCCUCUUCAAGGAGCUCAACGUCGACGCCUACUUCCUCGAGUUUGACGACGCCCGCUCCGGCGACUUCUCCCCGCUGCGCCACCUCCCCGACAACAAGAUUGUCGUCCUCGGCGUCAUGGGCAGCAAGAAGCCAGAGCUCGACGACAAGGCCGAGAUCAUCCGCCGCCUCAAGGAGGCCGCCGAGUUCUGCCCCCGCGGCCUCGAGCAGCUCUGCCUCUCCCACCAGUGCGGCUUCAGCUCCACAAAGGAGGGCAACAACCUGUCCCGGGAGGAGCAGUGGGCCAAGAUCAGGCUCGAGGUCGAGAUCGCCAAGGAGAUGUGGGAGGAUGCGUAAACCGCCUCCCUCCCAUCGUGAUUGGAAGGCGUGCGGUUGGGUGUUGGGGCGUUCUAGGUCUGGGUUCAACGCGGAGAGGUGUUGGGCCAAGAACAAUCAAUGUGUAUAUAUAAAUAUCAUUUCUCUAGAUAAGGGGAAAACCGGGAAAGGGGCAAAAGGAGCAGCAUCAGCAGCAGGAGCGGCAGAAGAUACCACUUAACACAGUAUGACUGAAUGAGAGAACGAAGCGAGGCCGGGCACUCAACUUAGCCUGGCGAUGAAAAGUUAUCGCACAACCCCAGACGAGGCUUUACACGAAGCUGAUGUCUCCUGUCAAUAUCCUCAAAUGCAUGCCCAAAGUGCAAUAUUGAGUGUGAAGCGACACCAUGUGAGCAAU
Molecule: messenger RNA, 1690 nt
Organism: Microdochium trichocladiopsis
Lineage: Eukaryota; Fungi; Ascomycota; Sordariomycetes; Xylariales; Microdochiaceae
Exons: 1
Coding region: 169-1314 (381 amino acids)
Molecular function (GO): 5-methyltetrahydropteroyltriglutamate-homocysteine S-methyltransferase activity; zinc ion binding
Source: RefSeq, a predicted model, not a curated record